Molecule: messenger RNA, 2778 nt
Organism: Polistes canadensis
Lineage: Eukaryota; Metazoa; Arthropoda; Insecta; Hymenoptera; Vespidae
Gene: Hydr2
Product: abhydrolase domain-containing protein 2
Exons: 7
Coding region: 423-1625 (400 amino acids)
Biological process (GO): acylglycerol catabolic process; sperm capacitation; steroid hormone receptor signaling pathway
Cellular component (GO): sperm plasma membrane; sperm flagellum
Molecular function (GO): monoacylglycerol lipase activity; acetylesterase activity
Source: RefSeq, a predicted model, not a curated record
UCUCUCUUCACCUUACCCUGUCUCCCUGUCUCCCUCUUUCUCUCUUACACAUUACACACAUAACACACGCAUAUAUAAAUCCCAUCCAAAGCCAACAGUCUGAUCCAAACCUUUUAAAAGGUUCGGUCGUUGUCGUAUUCGAUCGGCUCCCCGGUCCCGAUCUUCGUUCUUUUAUUUUGGUUUCAUUUAUUUUUUUUUGUUAUUCCGGUUAAAAAGGGACUAAUAAAAGCUUUCAUUGUAUAAAGAAGAAGAAGAAUAAGAAUAAAAGAUCGUGACGCGUCGUUAAUACACGAUUAAAAUAAAAUAAUAAUUACAAAAAUAGGAAAAAAAAAAAAAGUAAUAAAUAAUAAAAAGGUUUCUUCGAUUCGAUUAUUCGUUAAAAAAAAAAGAAAGAAUAGAGAAAAUAAUCAUCGGAAAAAAAAAUGUCGACAGCGUUGUUGGCAGUUUUUGCCGUAAUCCUUUGCAUUCUAUUCAGAUUACUCAAUGUAAACAGUGCCCCUCAAAAGCCGCUACUCGUAUGCCAUGAUCCAAACUUUUUGUCGACACUUUUGAAAAUCGCACCGGUUAUCACCGAACCAUACAAACCAACAAGAUUAUGGGGAUUCAGUGGUCACGUUCAAACGGUGGUUCACAGUAUCAUCGGCCGUGUACGGUGUCCUUGGCCAAUUGGAGAACGCGUAUACAUCGGUUUACCUGAUAAUACUACUUUAACUUAUGAUCUUUAUCAACCAUUAACUAAUAGCCAUGAAGAUGAUAUUACAAUAGCUAUCUGCCCGGGCAUCGGUAAUACUUCAGAAAGUGUCUACAUCAGAACAUUCGUUCACCUUGUUCAAUGCCACGGUUAUCGAUGCGCCGUACUUAAUCACGUUGGAGCCCUUUCUAGUGUCAAGGUUACAGCACCAAGGAUAUUCACUUAUGGUCACACAGAUGAUUAUAACACGAUGCUACAAAAUCUCGUUGAACAACAUCCAAAUACAAGAAUUGUUUGCAUAGGAUUUAGUUUAGGUGGAAAUUUAGUAACCAAAUAUUUGGGAGAACGAGGCCUGAAUAAAUUAUCUAAUAUUAUUGGCGGUAUAUCUAUUUGUCAAGGUUAUAAUGCUCUCGAAGGUACAAAGUUUUUACUAAACUGGCAAAACUUUAGAAGAUUUUAUCUCUAUGUAAUGACAGAAUCCGUUAAGAAUAUAAUACUGAAACACAAACAUGUACUACUUUCGGAGGAAGUCAAACAAAAAUAUUCGCUUAACGAGCGAGAUAUCAUUUCUGCUGCUACGUUACCUGAACUCGAUGAAGCUUAUACGAGAAGGGUACAUCAAUUUAGGUCUGUACAAGAAAUGUACAAAUGGUCCAGUUCCAUAAAUUAUCUUGAUAACAUCUGUACACCAAUGGUAUUUAUUAAUUCUGUAGAUGAUCCUAUUGUACCAGAUUCAUUGUUAAAACCCAUAAAGGAAUACGCUGCAACUCAUCCAAACACCUUAUACGUUGAAUUGUCACACGGAGGCCAUCUAGGUUUCUAUGAAGGUGGUCUUCUUUAUCCAAAUCCCAUAACAUGGUUGGAUCGUACUUUAGUUUCACUGGUAGGGUCACUCACGUUAGCACAUGCAGAUAAAGCUUUGAAGGCUUCUUAACGACAUUAUACUUCUACAUGUAUAAAUAUAAUAAUAAUAAUUAUUAUAAUUAUAAUAAUAAUUAUUAAUAAUAUAAUAAUAAUUUUUUAGCGCACGUGCGCGCAAAAAUGUGCUAUUGUACAACAUUAGUUUGUGUAUUUACAAUCUUAUUAUUAUAAAAGAAAACAGUCUUGUUACACGAUUGUAUUCGAUCGUAGGAUGGAUUUGAAUCGUACUAUAUUAAAUGAUCGCCGAGGUCAUUUAAGUGCAAUAACUGACUGAAAAUAAUCUAUGUAAGAUGAUCAUAUUCAACAUCUUUCAUAGUAAACUAGUAUGCAAAAAGGAAAAGCGUUAGUUAAAAAUAUUAUUUUGUUAAUGCAAAGAAAUAGAAAGAGAUAGAUAAAAAGAAAAAUAAAGAAAGAAAUUAAAGUAUUAAUAGUUAACGUUAUUAAGAUGAUAAUACAUGUCAAUCUUAAUUACGUGGCUGACCAUAUAAAUUGUACAAAAAAUUCAAGACUUUACAAAUAUUUAGUAUUGGCAUUUAUAAAAACAAAGAAAGAAAAAAAAAAUUAUUGUAAUUGUCGCUAAUCAUAUAUUCAUCAAAAACAUUUCAAUUAGAUUAUCGAAAUCAUUCUAAAUCCUAAUGCUUAUUUCUCAGGGAUUUUUGUUAGAAAAUUUGCAUUUUUUAUUUACAAUAUAAAAUUAAUCGUUCGACACAAUUAUUUAAGUAUUAUUUUACUGUACUAUAAAUCUUGACAAAGAUUGCAUUUAUGAAUGCAUUGGUCGGGAAUACAAAUUACAUGGCAUAUAGAUUAUGCUUUAUUUGUAUUGUUUUUAUGCAUUAAACAUGUAUCAUGGUAGUUUCAUAGUUAAUGUCAUUCGAUGCAUUGAAAAAUAUCAAAAUUUAGGAUUUAUAAUGUUUGAUAUUUUCAGACAACUAGAAUUUACUAAUAUUUUCACAACAUAUCUCUUUUCGAUCUUUUAUAUAAUAAUCGUUUUAAGAUGAACUAUUUCAAGUUAUAGAUAAUUAUGUCACUUAAAAACGCAUCGAAUUCUACGACGAUAGUGUUUGUUUGACAUAAAGAUAUAACAAAUUAAAUGCCAAUUAUUAUGCGUAAAAUGUUCAAUAUAUUAUCAAUAACUUUAUUCAAAAAGACAAACUUCGAUCUACAUU